AUGUUGCUUCCCCAGCAGACACACCCCAGCAAGGAUCAGGAAAAACGGAAGAGCCAAAAACAAUUAAGAAACCAGGUGAUACAUCAUUCAAAUACACAGAGCAUUUUAAGUGAUGAUUUGUGCAAUAUACGAUCACACGAUUCACAAUCUGUUUUCAUUCAAUUCACGAUACGUUUUCAUUCAAAAUGUUUGUUAGCAGAGAGGGUAUCUCCGAUCACACAAAUAUACAGAUAUAUACAGAAAUCUUUGUGCAAUGUACGAACCAACAAUUCACAAUCCGGAGUUGAAGAAGCAAAGAUUGAGAUAGAACAACCAAGAAAAAGCGAUGAGCAAAGUGCAGGUGAUCAAGAACAGCGAAGUCUCUCCUUACUAAUUAGUGCAAUGCUCAUCCCUAACUAUACCCCAGGAGAAAGGAAGGCUUUUUCCAUUCUUCAUACUCAGUGCACACUGCACAGGCAGUAG
Messenger RNA from Cryptomeria japonica (Japanese cedar), 462 nucleotides. RefSeq lists its product as uncharacterized. The record is from RefSeq and is a predicted model, not a curated record. The transcript is spliced from 2 exons. The coding region runs from base 1 to 462 and encodes 153 amino acids. NCBI's taxonomy places the organism in Eukaryota, Viridiplantae, Streptophyta, Pinopsida, Cupressales, Cupressaceae.